Molecule: messenger RNA, 552 nt
Organism: Nelumbo nucifera (sacred lotus)
Lineage: Eukaryota; Viridiplantae; Streptophyta; Magnoliopsida; Proteales; Nelumbonaceae
Source: RefSeq, a predicted model, not a curated record
AUGACCUUCGUCGAUGACAGUGAGGUGGGCGACGCAGAACGCCGGAAGCCGGACAGGAAAUGUUGGAUAUACGUCCUCAUUGCGAUUGGGGUGGCGGUGCUGAUCCUACUUAUGGUGGUGAUAGCGCUUUUCUUGUUUCGUAUCAGAAGGCCUAGUGUCAGGUUGAGCGUGGUCGAACUCAGGACUGUGAGCAUCGACAGCCUGAAAUUGAAAGCCGAAGUGACUAUCAAGAAUGAGAACUUCGGUUACUUCUUAUACGAGAGGAGCGCUCUGACCAUCUCCCAUGGAGGCGUGGGGGUUGGGCAGGCCACCAUUGACCCUGGGCGAGCUACGGCCCGGAGUACAAAGCGGAUGCACUUGGAUAUCAACGCAACCUCGACUCAUUUCUCCAGUCCUUCAGUUGAUUUGACGCUGAGCAGCUACGCUGUGUUGAUCGGGGAUGUUCAUAUCUUCAGGUUUAUGAAGACACCCAAGUCCACGGAAAUGAGAUGCACCAUGAGAGCCAAUUUGAUUGCCCUGACUAUUUCUGAUUUGUCCUGCAUUGACGUCUGA